This is a messenger RNA of Papaver somniferum (opium poppy), 1018 nucleotides long. RefSeq names its product protein MIZU-KUSSEI 1-like. Gene Ontology annotation, biological process: hydrotropism. Lineage: Eukaryota; Viridiplantae; Streptophyta; Magnoliopsida; Ranunculales; Papaveraceae. The transcript has a single exon. The record is from RefSeq and is a predicted model, not a curated record. Bases 67 to 774 code for a protein of 235 amino acids.
UUCCACUUCUACUCACACUCUCUCUCCUUCCUCUGUAUACUCUCUUUCUCUCUAAAAACAUCCAUCAUGAGGAUGAUAGAUUUAGGAAACCAAAGAGGACCUCUAUAUAUUAUUGAUACCCCAACAGACAUAGAUUGUGGACGUGAAGUUAGAUUCCGAAGAUCAUUUCGUUCGUUAGUUGAAUGUAUGGUUCCAUGCUGUGGUUUUCAACCAUCAUCAACAACCGACUCAUCUUCUUCGGAUUCUGAAUCAUCAUCUCAUCACGGAUCAACCGUAACCGGAACAUUCUUUGGUUAUCGGAAAGGACGAGUUAAUUUCUGUCUUCAAGAUGACUCUAAAAGUUCUCCUCUGUUACUACUUGAGUUUGCUGUUCCAACUUCUUAUCUCGCGAAAGAAAUGCAACAUGGGUUACUUAGAAUCACACUUGAGUGUGACCGAGUUAGAAAUAAUUCGCAAUCUAAUAACUCUAGUAACUCAUCUCGUUCUUUGUUUUCAGUUCCGGCUUGGUCUAUGUAUUGUAACGGUCGUAAAGUCGGAUUUGCUGUUAGACGACAUAUGACCGAGAGUGACGCAGCAGUGUUCAAACUCAUGCAGUCUGUAUCUGUUGGUGCCGGGGUGUUACCGGUCUCGCCGAAAUCAGAAGAUGGUGAACUUAUGUACCUCAGGGCGAGUUUCGAACGAGUUAUUGGAUCGGUUGACUCGGAAUCAUUUCAUAUGAUUCAUCCCGGGGGGAGUUCUGGUCAAGAAUUGAGUAUAUUCUUUCUUAGAUCAUGAAUCAAAUCUUAAUAGACGGUUGUAUUAUAACUCGGGGCCACAAGUAUGAAGAGAUGUAAUUAUAAAGACUUUGUGUGAUAUAUUAGUAAUAGAUUUGAAAGUAGUUUAUUCCCUUGUAGGAUGCUUUUAACUGUUUGUAGUAAUGUUGAAUGUACAUAUUAUGAGAAAUUGAUGUCGAUGAUGGACAGUUGAAUGCAAAACCAGAACAGAGCUAAAAUAUUUAUUGCAAUCGCAUAUACGAUUU